AUGGCAGGUGUCACAGUGGGAGAUCAGAUGAAGUUGCUGCAUAACUGCUGGAGUGAGCUUCUUGUGCUGGACUACAUUGCCAGACAGUUGCAUCAUGGGAAAGAGGACAGUGUGCUUCUCAUCACUGGACAGGAGGUUGAGCUGGCGUCUUUACUGGCCCAGGCAGGGGUCACUCUGAGCGGGAUGAUACAGAGAGGUCAGGAGCUGGUGCAUCGUCUACAAGAGCUUCAGCUGGACCGCAGAGAAACCGCCUGUCUCAAAUACCUCAUCCUCUUUAACCCAGACGUGAAACUGUUGGAAAACCAGCCUUACGUCGAGAGCGUGUACGAGCAGGUGAACGCCGCGCUGUUGGAGUACACACUGUACGCUUACCCUCAAUUCCCGGACAGGUUUAGCCAGAUCCUGCUACGCCUUCCCGAGCUCAGAGCGCUGAGCGCGCAAGGCGAAGACUACCUGUGCUACAAACACCUGAGCGGAGAGGUGCCCUGCAACAACCUCCUCAUAGAAAUGCUACACGCCAAGAGAACCUGCAUAUGACUCAAACGCACACUCACACACACAACAGCCUGAUUCCUUCGCAGAUGUUUCGCAGCAGUCAUCUCUCUCACACAGAAAACCUCAUCAACCAUGCCACUGUGUUUCUGAAAGAGGAAGACGGGAGAUGUCAGUGUUAGUGACUGUGUUUAUAAUCCACUCUUAAAAAUAAAGGUUCUUUAUUGCCAUUGAUGGUGGUAACAACUUUCCAUUACACAACUUUUCUUUAUAGUGGGAAAAAGGUUUUUUUUUAGGAACUGUUCACUGAAAGGUUCUUUGGGGAACCAAAAAUGGUUCUUCUAUGGCAUCGAUGCAAAAAAACAACUUUUGGAACCUCUAUUUUUAAUGUGUAUCGGGUGCUGCAGGGAUGACAUGUUUUUUAAGGCCAGCCCUGAGGUUCGCAUCACCUAGGUUCCCUUGACAAAAACACAUUAGGAUUUUUCCAUUGGCUUUUGGGUUAUUGCACAAAAUAAGCUCUGUGACUCACACAAUUUAGGAUCCUUCCAUGGCUUUUCUCAUCAAGAUAAUAUUCAGAAAAUGAACAAGUCUAAACACAAUUGCUUGAAGUAAAAAAUCUAAAUGUGGGCUGUAAAGGAACUACACCAAGGUCGCAUGACAUUAACAUCGAUUUGAAUGUUUUGCUAGCAAUGUCAUUAAGUUUAAUUAAAAAAAAUAAUUUAACUUAAUGGGAUAGUUUACAUAAUUUAAUUAAAAAAAACAUAAUCUUGGUUACGCAAACA
Messenger RNA from Pimephales promelas (fathead minnow), 1274 nucleotides. Lineage: Eukaryota; Metazoa; Chordata; Actinopteri; Cypriniformes; Leuciscidae. The record is from RefSeq and is a predicted model, not a curated record.